AUGGAUACUCGUAAAAGAGGGCGGCAUGAAGCUGGCGCCUUCCAUGCUAAUGGCGGCUUCAAGAAGAACAAGCAAGAAUUGGAGUCCUUUUCAACUGGUGUAGGAAGCAAAUCGAAGCCAUGCACCAAGUUUUUCAGCACUGCUGGCUGUCCUUUUGGCGAGAGUUGCCACUUCCUGCACUAUGUUCCUGGUGGUUAUAAUGCUGUGGCUCAGAUGAUGAAUCUUGCGCCUGCUCCUCAAGCAUCUAGGAACAUUGCUCCCCCACCAUCCAAUUCAAAUGGAUCCAGUUCAUCUGCAGUUAAAUCGCGCUUAUGCAAUAAAUAUAAUUCUGCUGAAGGCUGCAAAUUCGGUGACAAAUGCCAUUUUGCACAUGGUGAGUGGGAACUUGGCAAGCAUCUUGCUCAGUCCCACGAUGAUCCCCGUGCCAUGGGACCUGGUCCAGGUCGCAUGACCAAUUGGAUGGAGCCUCCCCUUGCAGGCCCUGCAUCUAGCUUUGGUGCCUCGUCUACUGCCAAAAUCAGUGUAGAUGCUUCGCUUGCAGGAGCCAUUAUUGGGAAGGGUGGUGUAAAUUCGAAGCAGAUUUGUCGCCAGACAGGUGCCAAGCUUUCAAUCCGGGAGCAUGAGUCAGAUCCCAAUCUCAGGAACAUUGAACUAGAGGGGACCUUUGAACAGAUUCAGCAAGCAAGUACCAUGGUGAGAGAGCUAAUUGUGACUGUUUCAAUGUCUGGCCCUGCAAAAACUCCUGGAGGAGGAGCUCCAGGGGCCCCGGCCCCUCCCGGAAGUAACUAUAAGACAAAGCUAUGCGAUAAUUUUACCAAAGGGACUUGCACCUUCGGAGAAAGAUGUCACUUUGCACACGGGGCUGCUGAAUUGCGGAAGUCUGGGAUGUGA
This is a messenger RNA of Prunus armeniaca (apricot), 891 nucleotides long. NCBI's taxonomy places the organism in Eukaryota, Viridiplantae, Streptophyta, Magnoliopsida, Rosales, Rosaceae. The record is from the annotation of a GenBank genome assembly.